UGGUUCUCCCUGGCUCUCGGGAAGGCUACUAUGCAAGCUCAGGAGGACUUUGUGUCGCUGGCUGAGUUGGAGGAUUCCUUGCUGAGGAACCUUUUCAGGGGUUACCAGAAGUGGGUACGGCCCGUCCAGCACGCCAAUGACACCAUCACUGUACGCUUUGGACUCAAGAUCUCACAGCUGGUUGAUGUGGAUGAAAAGAACCAGCUGAUGACUACAAAUGUCUGGCUCUGGCAGGAGUGGGUCGAUGUGAAGCUAAAGUGGAACCCAGAUGACUAUGGAGGCAUCACCUCCAUCAGAGUGCCUUCAGAGACUAUAUGGCUGCCUGACAUCGUCCUGUAUGAGAAUGCGGACGGUCGCUUCGAGGGUUCCCUGAUGACCAAAGCCAUAGUGCGCUGGGAUGGCACCAUAACGUGGACUCCACCUGCCAGCUACAAGUCCUCCUGCACCAUGGACGUCACCUUCUUUCCCUUCGACCGACAGAACUGCUCCAUGAAGUUCGGCUCCUGGACGUACGAUGGAAACAUGGUGGACCUGGUCCUGGUGGAUCACUACGUGGACCGCAAGGACUUCUUCGAUAACGGCGAGUGGGAGAUCCUCAAUGCCACGGGAGUAAAGGGGAGCAGGAGGGAUGGGGUGUACUGGUACCCGUUUAUCACCUACUCCUUCAUCCUAAAGAGGUUGCCCUUGUUCUACACCCUCUUCCUCAUCAUCCCAUGCCUCGGUCUGUCCUUUCUGACUGUGCUGGUGUUCUAUCUGCCAUCGGACGAAGGAGAGAAAUUGUCACUUUCCACAUCUGUGCUGGUGUCACUCACUGUGUUCCUCCUGGUCAUAGAAGAAAUCAUCCCUUCAUCUUCAAAGGUCAUCCCACUGAUUGGAGAGUACCUGCUCUUUAUCAUGAUUUUUGUCACCUUCUCCAUCAUUGUUACUGUCUUUGUCAUUAAUGUCCACCACCGCUCCUCUGCAACCUACCACCCCAUGGCUCCCUGGGUAAAGAGCCUCUUCCUUCAGAGGCUGCCCAGACUGUUGUGUAUGCGGGGUCACACUGACAGAUACCACUAUCCAGAUAUCGAGUUGCGCAGCCCGGAGCUGAAGCCCCGAAGAGGUGCAGGGAGGAGGGGGGUUCCCGGCCACAGUGGCAGCCAGCAGAGAGGCCCCCUUGGAGGGAAGGAGGAUGAGAACCAGGCCUGGCUGGCCAUGCUGGAGAAGGCCACAAAUUCAGUUCGCUACAUCAGCCGUCACAUCAAAAAGGAGCACUUCAUACGAGAGGUAGUACAAGACUGGAAGUUCGUGGCUCAGGUGUUGGACAGGAUUUUCCUGUGGGCCUUCCUCACAGUGUCAAUACUGGGAACUAUCCUAAUCUUCACCCCUGCUCUGCAGAUGUACCUCAGCACACCUCCAUGAACACACACAAACACUCUCCAACAGCUCCUUUCUGAUUUUCUGAGUUUCUCUGACUAUGAUUUAUUGAUACAGCUCAAUGAAACAUUAAUAUUCUAUAUUUCUAUUGUAGAAACAAGCUAGAGCUACAAACCUUUACCUCCCUACAGUGUGGCCUAUAACACUGUAUAACACCUAUAACAACCACUGGAAACUGUAAUGUUCGAGAUGCAACUUGUCGUUCAUUGUAAGGUGCAUGCACAGGAGUGCAAAGGAGCGAAAGCAAUAAGCAGGUUAUA
Messenger RNA from Toxotes jaculatrix (banded archerfish), 1676 nucleotides. RefSeq names its product cholinergic receptor nicotinic beta 3 subunit a (gene chrnb3a). Gene Ontology annotation, biological process: regulation of membrane potential; monoatomic ion transmembrane transport; signal transduction. The transcript has 8 exons. The record is from RefSeq and is a predicted model, not a curated record. NCBI's taxonomy places the organism in Eukaryota, Metazoa, Chordata, Actinopteri, Toxotidae. The coding region runs from base 31 to 1401 and encodes 456 amino acids. Gene Ontology annotation, cellular component: synapse; neuron projection; postsynaptic membrane. Gene Ontology annotation, molecular function: acetylcholine-gated monoatomic cation-selective channel activity; transmembrane signaling receptor activity.